AUGACGACACUCAGCGCUACUAGCUCCACUCCCAUGUGGGCAUACGCCAUCCUCGUCGUCGCAGUUGUGUGCAUGUCGUCAGGUGGUGUGUGGUUUGCUCUGUUGACGGAAACCCCGCCGUUGAUGCAAGCGUGUUGGCGGCUCCUGCUCACGGUCGCGCUGCAAGCCAUGGGGUUUGCCCACGAGUGGCUAACGAACCCGAUUCUACAGGAUCCAGCGUUCUGGGCUCGACUCCGUCGCAAUGGCGGGCUAGUGGUCACGAUUGGCCUGGCGCUGGGCGUUCACUUUGGGGCGUGGGGGUGGAGUGUCGCGCAUACGUCGCUGCUAGACUCACUCUUGUUGGUUUGCUCGACGCCGUUGUUGUUGGUCGUGAUUUUGUCGUUGCGGUGGCUCUAUCGUCGUGUGGUCGGUGGCACUCCAGUCGUACCUCGUCCCCCCCACGCUGUUUGUGAAUCCCAGUCUUCGUUGUUAACGACAAGUGCAACCUCCCACGACGUCGACCCGUCGUGGUUUCGUACAGUCAUUUGCCCGUUUCCGGCCUUAGCUCCUACUGCGUUGGAAGUUGUAGGGGCGGUCGUGGGAUUUUCAGGUGUCGUGCUCCUCUUGACGACCGCUAGCUCGGACCAACAUGAUGUCCAUCCAGUCACACUGGCAGGAAAUGCCGCCGCCUUGCUAGGGGCGCUGGCCAUCCUUGUCUAUCUUGAAGGGGGGUCCAGCUGUCGCAAGUGGAUGCCGUUGUUUGCGUACGCCCUGCCCGUGACCGCCAUAGCCGCUUUUGAGCUGGCUAUUGCGUCCUUGGUGCUCGAGCCCUCCACGACCCUUCUUGGGGUUGGCCCCACCGCGUUAUUUGGGUUUUUGGGCGAUGGCCGGCGGUUCGGAGUUGCGUUUGGCGCGGCCGCGGUCUCAGGCAUGCUGGGCCACACAUGUGCCAACUUGGCUGUGAAAUAUGUGAGCCCGUUGCUCAUUUCCGUCGCAGUGUUGUGGGAACCCCUGCUCGGGGGGUGUAUCGGCUACCUCGUGGGCGUCCAAGCGCCGCCGGACGUGACGGCUGUGGUCGCCGCACCGCUUUUGCUCGGUGGGGCCUUCUUGGUCACGCUGGGCGCCCGACAAACUGGCCCCGACCAUGUCGUGCUGACCAAGCAGUGCGACACGGACGAUGAAGCUGAAGGCGAGCGCCGAGGCAUUCUCUAAGUGCUGCAAUCUGCAAAUUUGUAUCGAAGGAUAUGAAUUGACGAAAAGGCAAUAGACAUCAUAAAAUUCGUAUGCGUUAUAGGAUGGAUAAAUUAAAUAUUUACGACAGAAAUCUGCA
Aphanomyces astaci is the source of this 1309-nucleotide messenger RNA. RefSeq lists its product as hypothetical. NCBI's taxonomy places the organism in Eukaryota, Oomycota, Saprolegniomycetes, Saprolegniales, Verrucalvaceae. The coding region runs from base 1 to 1191 and encodes 396 amino acids. The record is from RefSeq and is a predicted model, not a curated record. The transcript has a single exon.